Molecule: messenger RNA, 348 nt
Organism: Penicillium hordei
Lineage: Eukaryota; Fungi; Ascomycota; Eurotiomycetes; Eurotiales; Aspergillaceae
Exons: 1
Coding region: 1-348 (115 amino acids)
Molecular function (GO): oxidoreductase activity, acting on paired donors, with incorporation or reduction of molecular oxygen; heme binding; monooxygenase activity
Source: RefSeq, a predicted model, not a curated record
AUGCAGCCCUUUUCCAUAUUGGCUUCGAUGGUUGGAGGUUUGAUGCCCCACAAAAACGAAAGGGAAAGUUCAGCACGUAGUUCGAAUGCCAGCAAGGGUGUUUCCGAAGGUGAGAUAUACUCAAAUGCGAGCACAUUCAUGACUGCGGGCAUCGAGACUACAGCGACUGCUCUUAGUGGUUUGACUUGGCUACUUUGCAAGAACCCAGAAUCGUUGCAGAAACUCACAGAUGAGAUUUGCGGCCUUGGGGGUAGAGAAAGUCUUACUGGUACCAAGUUGCAGCGAUUAGUAUACCUCAACGCCUAUCUCGAGGAGGGUCUCAGAAGAAACCGCUCUUUGUGCGUUUGA